AUGCGGCUCGUGGAGGCCGCCAUCACCGCGGCUUCUUUCGAGAUAAGAUGCGACCACUUCGCGGAGGCGCUUGAGCGGUGCGUGAGAAGCGGGCUCACUGCGGUGCACAGCAACGACGAGAAUGCCAUCCAGAUCUAUUCGCAGUUGCAGGAGGAAGGACGGCUCCCUGUUCGCGUUUACCUGACGCUUCCCCACGAAGAGCUCGACAAGGACAACCCUGUCGCCGACAACAGCGGUGGCGGUGGAAGAAAGGAGAGCGUAGGAGAAGUGUGCGAUAAAAAACCGACACCGUGGUCCGGGAACGGAGGCCUGGUGUCUUGGAACCGAGUGAAGCUCUUCUCGGACGGGUCGUUAGGCGCUGAGACGGCUGCGAUGAGGCUGCCGUACUUGGGCACUGCCAACAAAGGUGUCCUGAUACAUGAGCCGGAGGCGCUUACGAGAAAGGUGGCGCAAGCGCGAGACCGCGGAUUCCGGGUUGAAGUUCACGCCAUCGGGGACAGGGCCCUGGAGGCCGUCCUGGAUGCCUUCGAAGGAGCGGGUCUUCAACCCACAGACCGGCCAAUUGUGACUCACUGCCAGGUUGCCGGCCCUGACCUGGUGGCGAGGAUGGGGAAGCUUGGCGCCGUUGCGGCGGUUCAGCCGUCUUUCGUACCUUCGGACGCGGACGUGGUCAUCAAACGCCUGAGCCCCUCCAUGCACCCGAGUUGCUACCCCUGGCGCUCGCUUCUGGGCGGCGGUGUGACGUGCGCGGGUAGCAGCGACGCCCCAAUCGAGACCCACAACCCCUUCCGUGGCAUGUACGACGCGGUAUUUAGGCCGGAUAAGCCUCCCUCGUCUCCGGUAGAUCAAGAAGGCGCUACAACGCAGCCAUCGGGCGGCGACACCGAUGACCUUGCCAACGGCGAGACCAGGAACAGUCGUGGCGGCGGCGGCGGCGGCGGCGCCAGCGGCAGCGGCGUGACCGCCUUUAUGCGGGAUGAAUGCCUCACGCUCGAAGAGGCGGUGUGGAUGUACACCGCCGCCGGCGCCUUCGCGGCGGGCGCGGAAGGGAGGAUCGGGGCCAUUCGGCCGGGGCUCCUGGCCGACCUCACCGUCUUCGAAGUGGAAGGCGGCUACGAGAGCCUGUUGAAAGACCCGAGUCUGCUUCUUGAGGCCAAGGUUUCUCAGGUUUGGGUAGGCGGUCGGUGCUGCUGGAACAACGCUAGCACCGCCGACGACAACAAUGAUCGAAGCGAGAACGGCGGGGCCAAAAACGGAUCCCCCUUGCAAGAUCUAUCGUCGCCGUCGCUUCUACGCGGUAGCGGGUUGCCGGGCAAGAAUGGGCCUAAGCGCAAGCGAACUGGGCCAGGGAGCGACCGCAGCGGCAGCAACCCGUGGUUAUCGGGAGGCAUCGGUCGUAUGGGCCGGUGCCGGUGUUGCUCUUGAAAUGCCGACGCCUCUUCGCUGCCCCAGCGUGUACAUCGGCGUUUCUUUAGGGGGCUGUCGAUAGAUGCUGAUGACGCAAGAACGAAGUGUGGUAUAAAUAGGCCCAGAACGUAGCUUUGAGUCCCGUGGGCUUUUCGUACACUGCUGUACGAUCGCAUGGUCCAGCAGGUGGGUGGGGUGUGUGGUAGUAUCUUCUGCUACCCUAUCACUUGAUCAGAGAGUUUAAUCGCUUUCGAGCUAACGGUGUGCCACAAAGUAUCUUAUCACAGGGUCUCGUGUUUUGUGGCUGGGCGUGGUAUCUGUUGCGGCUGUGAUAUCUCGUGUGGUGAAUAGGCUACGAUAUACCACGCCGAUCCCCUUGGUGUCGGCACAUGUCGCGCUUCGUCUCUGUUGUAGACAAUAACAUCGUGUGAACGUGUCGCUGUGCAGCUGUAAUUUCUUCGCCGUCAAUCGCCCAGCAUAGAAGAGGAGGGGGUAGGGGAUUACGUUCCGCCCUAUUGCCAUCAAUUUUGUUGCCAUCGAGAACCAGCCUGACCGGUACCUCG
This is a messenger RNA of Ectocarpus sp. CCAP 1310/34, 1970 nucleotides long. The record is from the annotation of a GenBank genome assembly. NCBI's taxonomy places the organism in Eukaryota, Phaeophyceae, Ectocarpales, Ectocarpaceae.